Sinocyclocheilus rhinocerous is the source of this 715-nucleotide messenger RNA. RefSeq names its product putative ATP-dependent RNA helicase DDX11-like protein 8. The record is from RefSeq and is a predicted model, not a curated record. Lineage: Eukaryota; Metazoa; Chordata; Actinopteri; Cypriniformes; Cyprinidae. Gene Ontology annotation, molecular function: ATP binding; DNA helicase activity. The transcript is spliced from 3 exons. Gene Ontology annotation, cellular component: nucleus. The coding region runs from base 313 to 678 and encodes 121 amino acids. Gene Ontology annotation, biological process: establishment of sister chromatid cohesion.
UCUGGAGUUUCUUAUUUCGGUUUUCAUGAAAGAGUGACAUUUGAUGCGGGUCCCUAUCCUCUGUGAAGUUUUCCCUCGUUUUCGUUGGCUGAAGCAGAAGACUGGCGCGUUCGUUCGAGGAAGUUUACGCUGGCAGAACGAGUUUUUUUAAUGUUAAAUUACAUGUGAUAUUUCUUUACAGCCAUCUGUUCUGUCAAUAUAAUUACACGGGAAAAGCGACAGAUUUAUAUAUGGACUUAAGUCAUGUUCCGUUGACACUGUGAGGCGUUUAUUGUCAGUGUGUAACUCGGCCUAAUUCAGUUUGUGUGGCGUAUGCAGCAGUCUGACUUGAUCAUGGAGAGCAAGAGUAGUCGGUUUCCGUUCCCUUUCCAGCCCUAUCCCAUCCAGGAAAGCUUCAUGGAGGCCCUUUACACUGCUCUGGAUCAGGGGAAAGUCGGUAUAUUCGAGAGUCCCACUGGCACGGGAAAAUCUCUGAGCCUUAUAUGUGGUGCACUGACAUGGCUGAGAGACUACGAGGAGCAGAAGAAACUGGAGGCUGCUAGACUUCUGGAUGGGCCGGAGAAGAAGUGUGAUGCUGUGAAGGAGAACAGCAACAGCCAGCCAUCAGAGCCAGACUGGGUGUCUGAGUUUGUGCAGAAGAAAGCAGAGAGAGACAUGGUGAACAAGUUAAAGGUAUGAGAACUCAAACGGAAGAAGCGAGAGGACAGACUGGAGA